Messenger RNA from Scedosporium apiospermum, 954 nucleotides. RefSeq lists its product as uncharacterized. The record is from RefSeq and is a predicted model, not a curated record. Gene Ontology annotation, biological process: carbohydrate metabolic process. Lineage: Eukaryota; Fungi; Ascomycota; Sordariomycetes; Microascales; Microascaceae. The transcript has 4 exons. The coding region runs from base 1 to 954 and encodes 317 amino acids. Gene Ontology annotation, molecular function: hydrolase activity, hydrolyzing O-glycosyl compounds.
AUGUUCUACCUAUACUAUUCCGUUAGCACUUUUGGCUCGCAGAGUUCUGCAAUUGGCGUUGCGCGAUCUUCCACCCUGGACGUAGGCACCUGGCAAGAUUUGGGUUCCAUUGGUCUGGACUCUGAUCCAACGAAACCCUAUAACUCAAUCGACGGCAAUUUUUUAAUAGACUGCAAUGGAACGGCUCUUCUCUCUUUCGGUAGCUGGUGGAAAGGGCUACACCAAGUACAGUUGGACGGUGAGCCUACAUCAGUCAAGCAGGAUUCACAAGCCGUGCAGCUUGGCUUCGACCCAAAUGAUCCGGCCACAGAGGGUGGCUACAUGUUCAAAAAUAGAGACUUCUAUUAUCUGUUCUACUCUAGAGGCAAGUGCUGCGGGUAUGACAAAGAUCGUCCGGCUGCCGGCGAAGAGUACAGGAUCCUAGUGUGCAGAUCCACAACGGCGACGGGCGGUUUCGUCGACCAGGACGGGACAUCCUGCACGAGCGGUGGUGGAACAACGGUUCUGAAGUCUCACAACUGGGUGUAUGGACCUGGAGGCCAAGGCGUUUACCAAGAUCCUACGCAUGGUCCUAUUCUGUACUAUCACUAUGUUGACACUAGGAUCGGCUAUGCAGACGGCCAGAAGCGAUUCGGAUGGAAUAAGAUUGAUUUCUCCAGCGGCUGGCCUGUUCGCGCUGUUUCGCCUUCCCGCGUUUCGAAAAUCUUCCUUCGCACCUUUUCCCAAGCCGGAAAGUACACCUCCACGAUGGACUUUAACUCGUUUUCAUCGAAUCCCUUCACCCUCUUCCAAUCAAAAGCCGAGAGCUUAUCGCCUCGUGAGGGCCUCGGAGAAGUCGUAUCAGGGAGCCAUUUUCGAAGUUAUUUCAUCGCGAGCCUUGACGUCGUCAACACUCAUCGCCACGAAGCCCUCAAGAUCCUUUACGACCACAUUCUCAUCUUCCCCCCUCGUUAG